GGUUUGUUCGGUCCGCGGCGGCGGUCGAAGUCUGCGUGCGCGUUGUCGAUUCCAGUCCGUGCGCUCCUGACACGCGGAAAAACCGAGCACGGACGCGAUCGUCUCUGCAAACGUGGCGCUGCAACGGACGCUCGCCGCUGUCUAUCGCGUCGACUUGGACAGCGACGACACAGUGGACAACGACGUCGACGCCGACUCGAGCGUCGGUGUACGACCCCCCCGUCUCGAGCGACGGGCUACGCAGGGUUUGGACCCCGCGUUUCGCGAGGAGGAGUACGGCACUCCGGUUAUCUCCACCACCGGUCGUCGGAACUGCAGGAGUUUGUGUUGUUCUCCGAACGUCGUCGUGGCAGGGACUGGCAGCCCCGACCGGCGUUGCGGCCGACGCUCGUCAUCCCCGGCGGGUGCGGAUAGGAAGCCGGAAGGCGAGCCAAUCCGGACGGGAAGCCACUCAGAGGCCCCAGUGACGUCGCCACUGGGAAUGACGUGACGCCCACUACACCGAGGCCACUGUCGCUGCUCCUUCUGCUCGGGCAUGGUGAGGUCUCGAGGCGAGGACACGGCGGCCCACGAAGAGGACCCGCUGGGCGCCGAGGAUUGGCCCGGAGAGGCGCGCCAGCCCGAACGGAAGCGACCCCGCCUGUCCAACAGCACGACCAACAACGAUGCCAGUGCCAUCAACGUUGCCAACAACGCCGCCACCGUCGACCUCAACAGUCACGACAGCGUGUCGUCCGACGACCACGGGCAUCCAAAGUCCCGCGACUCCAGCGCCGGAACCACUGCGGCGGCGGCGAACGGCGGCACGCCACCGCCGACGCCGCCGCCUCCCGCGCAGCAGUUGUCACCGGGGGCGACGACAGAUGGCGCCAGGAGACGGCCCCCGCCCCCGUCGUCUGGCAACGCUCCCGGGGGAGGAGGGGGAGGAGGACGGAGACGUCGCAGCGCCCUCUCUGCGCGGGAAAGGAAUCUACGCCGGUUGGAGAGUAACGAGCGGGAGAGGAUGCGAAUGCACUCACUCAACGACGCCUUUCAGGCGCUACGCGAAGUCAUCCCUCACGUUGCGAUGGAGAGGAAGCUGUCCAAGAUCGAGACGUUGACGCUCGCUAAGAACUAUAUAAUGGCGCUGACGAAUGUGAUCUGCGACAUCCGUGGCGACCCCAAGCCCUACCAGUUCUGCCCCGCCGAAUUGCCGCUGCACGACGACGACGACGACGAUCUCGAAGACGACGACGACCUCAAGGAAGACGACCUCUCGGUCAGCGACGGAAGUGCGCCCUGAACACAAGACGGCGUCGCCCGCCGUCGCAAGCCGAGCUUAGCCGCCCGGCCCCGCACAGCUAUGCACCCCGCCGCUGGCGCAACAUGCGAUCGCAGCGCCACGUCGACCGCAUUUUCGCCACCAUCACAACCGCCGCAGCGUCUGGAAAACUCGGCUAGGAGUGCCCUCUGAGGGGACUUUCACGAACUUGGCCGCGGGUGGGUUUUCCGGUGCCAUCUUGCGAGUGUUUUAUUUCCUUCGUGUAUGUGUGUGUGUAUGUGUGUAUUCUGGGGAUGUUGAGGACUGGAGAGACUGAUUCCUCGCGGGGUUCGAAUCCCGGUACUUUUCAAGGACAAGCUGCUCAUUUACGUCACGAAUAUCGGAUUGUUCCGCAGCGCUCCAAGCGGGCGGAGAGCCAAACUUUAGCAUCGAGCAGUUUUGGAAGAAAGCUCAAGGCGACGCCAAACCUUUUGAUCGUUUUCUUUCUGUUCUUUCAUGAGUGAGGUGCAUGCAUGUUCGGAUAUCGGAAGAGGGGGUCGUGCGUUUAUGAUUAUCAGAUACGAUGAGCCCCUCGACAUUGUUUGUGUCACGGUUGGUCUUGGAAGAUGAAGCAGUGAGGGAGUGUCAGCAGACGAGAACGGUUCGAUGGCAGACGACGUUCGGUUUGGAGACAACGGUUUGUGACCGAUGCACUGGCGGUGCCAUUUGUCGCCGCAAGUGGUAGGACUCACAAUUUACUGAGAUCUCGUUGAAGUGACAUCUUGUGUUGUUCAUAUCAGCCGCGUAUGAUAUUGUCUGUUCGCAAGCGCGUGCAGGCGUUUGGUGUGAUGUUGCACCUAUAUGCCCGAUUUACUAGAUGCGAUCGGUGGACCUAUCAGUGGCGAAGACGUGGCGCGCAAGCGAUCGUAGCGCCGCCUCUGGUCCGUAUUACAAUCGAAAACAAAAAAAUCACUCCCGGACCGACAAUCUGGCGCAGCUUUCUCGUGACGUCACCACUGCGUCGGUGUUUUGUUUUUAGGUUCUUCCUUUGUUUUCGCAAAUAUAUAUAUAUAUUUUUGUUUCGCGUCUUCGUUGUUGCCGUUGUAGUUUAUGUCGUGCGGGAGUUGUGACUAUGCAAGUUCGCUUCCCCAGGACGAAAUAUCGCAUGCAUGCCCAGGUGCUCCUCAACCAACCACUCUGUCUUCAAUCUUUUCCCGCCCUUCCCUCUCUCUCAAGCGAUGACGAUGAUGAUGUCGAUGACGACACUGCUUGUGAUGAUGAUGAUGGUGGUCCAUGUCAUCGGCAUCUGUUGGUCGAACAUUUGAGCCCGUGAUACUGCUCGCAGUUGUUACCUUCUCGUCUGUUUUAUUUAUAUUAUUUCUGAAGCGGGUCGGACAUUUCGAGGGAACUGCCACCUACAGCCCUUGCUGCUAUCAUCCGAUGGCACAUUCUUAAGCUUGGUUUGUGAUCGCGCAUGUGAAGAAUGAUGACCUGCCUCAAGAUUUGGUUCAGCUAAGAAUUGGAAUAGCGUAAUGUAUCCUGUUUUAAUUUUUCUUUGGAAAAUGUCACUUCACUGUGCAAGCGCAAAUAUGCAAUUCGUUUUCAGCACUGCCAUUCGAAAGAAAGUUUCCGAGUUGCUCAGUUCUGAAAUUCACUUACAUAGCUACCUUUCGUUGGUUGCCAAACCUAAACAAAUACAUCGAGCAGCACAGUAUUGAUCAAGUUGCGUUACCAACUAUCCCCUACUCAAGCCAAACAUCAUCCGUGCUUUGUUUUUUUUUUUUUUUUUUUUUAUCAGUUCAAAAUGACACCAUGACAAAUGCGUAAGUAACAAUGUGCUUACGGUGAUACACAGGUAGGGGGCUUGUUACUCUCAAGAUUAGUCGGAGUUGGAAAUCCUAAUUUGUUUCACUGAGAUCAAUCCCGCAUUUCCCAGUAUCUCCAGCAGAUAAAUCUGGUUGAGCAACAAUUCUCGACAACUCGUGCAGCAGCUCAGCAGUGCAGGCGGAAGCAGAUAUUGUGAACAUCGCAAAUGCUCUACCUUGGUCGCUUAAAAUGGUGGCGUUACAUCUAGUACUUGCAGACGCGUCAAAUCCGAGCCCCUCAAGAAAGGUGCACUAUGCCUGUCCGCUCCAAGCGGGCAUUUCGCGAAGAUAGCGAGCAAAUAAGUGCGUAUGACUCCCGUCUGGUGGCGCCAGGUAGGACAUAAUAUAUGUCGUGUGGAGAAGGCUACCCUUCUCUUUGCAGCAAGCAGCAAAGUCACUGUCCUGUUAACGGCCCUUUCUAUGGUUUCUAAUAGGAAAUCCUACAGACCCACACACCGUUUACAAACAAAUCAGCGUUUGUCCAUACCAAGUGCGGGUGCGGCGCGUGACGUUAGACCCGCCUGUGGGUGUACCGUGUAUUAAAAGUAUGUCAGAAGAGCAGUUUUCAUAGCGCGUCUUUACACAUGACUGAGAAAUCGUAAAAACGCCGCUGAAGCAGGAGACCGAAAGCUCGCGUUGCACCGACUUUCCUGCUUUCGACUGCUUUUAAUUGGCUUUGUGACAGUUAAGUGGCGCCACUUACCCAUAGCUCAUGCUACGAGGGGCAGCUCUACUUCAAGCGCACGUCAUUGGGAAGCAGAGUUGACAGGCACAGUGUAACUUUUAUUGAAGGCGCUGGUCCAACAAACCAGUUGUCAGAUGAAUUCAUUGGGUAGCCGUAAAGCUGCUCUUGUCAUGUCGGCAGGCCGUGUUGAUUGUUCGCUUUCUGGGACUUGGGCGUCGUGUAACAAAAGAAAGAAUCGUAGAGCACCGUGUUUGUUCCUCGAAAAGGGGUUCGUAACUAUUGUGUAAAGAUGGUGGUCUUUUGAGUCGUUUUACACACGCUUGGUGGUAUAUCCCGUUGUGCCAAAUACUUUGGAAGCGGCAUGCUGAAAACUUGGGUCAAAUUAUUGGUUUGCAGGAAAUUAGAGCGUUUUCUUGAGGAAAAAAAAAAAGUAUGGUUAGCACUUAUUACUGCAUGCUGUGUCAAUGGUCUUGCCCAGAGUUGUUCUCGAAAUGAUUUCGCACCGUGCCGCACUCCUUGAAUAAUGGACGCUUCAAGUGGUGCAAGUUCUCCGAAAUACGUGUAUUUGGGACGUCGCACGAGCAGCAUUAUCAUCAUCACCCUUGCGGUAUCUCGCAAAAGUGUGCGCCAUGUGCAUCCUUGCUGCGUUGCCAAGAUGCACCUUCUUUCGAAAAUUCGCACCUUAUGAAACGGCCUUUUGGAGUAGGCAUGCAGAGGUUUGCAAGCAGGCACGCUUCAAGCGCCAGCCUGGCCUCCAAGGAUGAAGGAUGCUUUGUUUGGACGCCAGUCUGCCAACUCUGGGCACGCCUUAGCAAGGCUUAAUCACCAGGCGAUGUACCACACCCCAGCCGCAAGAGGCUGUACUUGCAAACGUUAAUAGGCAUCUAGAAACUCUUUUGUUCGUAUUUAUCACACACAAAGAUGUAUGUAGUUUACGCUUUGCACACAAAGCUAUUUUGUCAGAAAGAAACAAACAUGAGACCCAAAUUCUAAGGCCCAAGUGGUUCUCGCUUCCAGGCUAUACGUGGUGCCACGUGAAACUAUGACGAAGCGUUCACGCACUUUCCUUAUCUCUAUCUGUUUCCUGGUAAAAAAAGCUAUGUUCUUUUUUAUUUAUUUUUUGUCGGAUUGGUGUGCAGUGUCUGCGUUCUUCACAGUUGGUUUUUCUAGACAUCAGGACUAAACCAAGCUCCUGACAAUUAAGACUUCUCGUCAUCGUGCGCAUUUGUGCACUGUACAGAGGAAAUGUGGUUGCGCGGCAGAGUACAGCCAGUGACGUGGUCCCUUCACAGUUGCAGUACUGCGACACUGCCGGGAAAGGUCAUUAUUUUUUGUGUACAUACGAAUGAAAUCUGGAUUGCAAACUGCUGUAAGGUGUCUUGUAGCUCGCUUUGUUUGCAUUUUUGUUUUUCUGCAGCUCGAUUUGGUUGGAGUAUGUAUAGAAGGGUUCGUUGCCCUUCCAAGGAAGUGAACAAUUUAGUGUUAUUAGUGGAUAAGAAAUAUAGAAAGAAAACGUGACGAUGGCAACGCUAAGUUUGGACGAGGUUGGCCGUAAGUGUUGUCGUCUCUUCCUGCGGUAUUGCGGCACCGCAAGUGUGAAGGUGCCUUUUGAAUCUGUUCACACGUCCUUCCUGAAGUUCAGUUCGAAGACGACCAGUAGUGUAACGUUUGCGGAAGGACGAUUCGUUGCCAAGAAAACCCCAGAUGCAGGGCUUCACGCGGCAAUCAACCGUAGGUGUGAACGUGCCUUACAUAGACAUGUUCACGUGAUCUUCCCUUGUAGAGAUUAAAUUAGAAAUGACCAGUAUAUUCGCCUUAGGCGAUAUGUGGAAGUAUAUUGAUGUGAGAGAAAACGCAAAUCCGUCUUGUUCUCUGCCAUUGAGAGGUCUACCGAUGUGAACAGUAGUGUUGCCCGUCGAUUUGAUCGAUCGUGACUAAUCCUGUACGUAUGAGAGCCGUACAUUGCUCCUGCAGUGAGCAGUGUAAACUCUUCGCAGGUAGUUGGGCGCUCUGCGCAAUCAUAUCAGUAUGAAAACCGCAAGCACGGAGAAGCAGAGCCACCACAAGUAUGAAUGUAUAUGGGAGAUAUAGUUACGUGUCCGUGAAAAGAAAAAAAGAACGCAACACGAAUUAUACAUUUGUUCAACAUAUCGCAGCAUUGAUGUCUUUGCUGACAACCAAGCGUUGGGUGCAAUCAGUCGAGAAGGCAAAUCGCAAAAUCCGGCAAACCGUACCGCAAGUGUGAACGGGGCCCCGACACAGGUUCAAUCAAGUUGACUGCCGCGUUGUUCGACGAACAUUUUGUUGGUGUGUGAACAGGAUAUCGCGGGAUGUUACUCCAAGGGUGUUCCUCUCCCUCGUCGUGCAUCGCUUCAUUGUUGUCCCCGCUCUCUUUGAAUCAAGUCCAUCUGUGUUAUUUUUACUGUACGACCAUUUUUUUUCUUUUUAUAAACAUAUUAUAAAUAUAUCUAUAUAUACACAAACGCAAACAGAAGACAAGACCUCAGACCUUAAGAAAAAGAAAAUGAACUUUGUUGACAAAGAGUAAUAUAUAUAUAUAUAUUUUCUAUGGGUGGCUCCCAUUUGUUGACAUAUAUUUCUAUCGUGGUGAAGCGUUUCACAUCGUACCAAUAUAGUAUAUAUCUAUACAUGGAUAUCUAUAUACAAACAAAUCUGCCGGUGUUCGAUGAUGAUGAUCGCAAGCUGCGCAUGAACAUUUCAAGCCAAGUAUGCGUGCAAACAAACAACCAACCAUGAAAAAAAAAAACGUGACAAACGUGCUGAUGUUACAGUCUCUUGAAAAAUAUUCGCUGUUGUGAAAUAAAAAAAAACUGAAUGAAAAAAAAAAAAAAAAAAA
Molecule: messenger RNA, 6647 nt
Organism: Ixodes scapularis (black-legged tick)
Lineage: Eukaryota; Metazoa; Arthropoda; Arachnida; Ixodida; Ixodidae
Product: class A basic helix-loop-helix protein 15
Exons: 4
Coding region: 536-1282 (248 amino acids)
Molecular function (GO): protein dimerization activity
Source: RefSeq, a predicted model, not a curated record